AUGUCGCGGGCAAGCGUCGCCCACCGCCCGGCGCACCCCUCCCACGAUCCAGUCCGACCCUCUCCAUCCGCUGCUUCCGCCCUGCCGCCGCCGCCUCGACCGCCCCCACGACCGCCCCCGUUCGACUCGAGCACGCAGACUCGGCCUCAGCCCCCGCGACCGUUCAGCCAUUCAGUCCCUUUUCCAAGUCCGCCCACCCACCCCCCCGUCUCUGUCCCCGCCCAGAUACAAAUUCUCUCCCCCACCCAGCCUUUUAGGCACCAUCGCUCGGCCACCGUCCCUUUUAUCCACCCCUUCGCAUUUCCCUCCUCCUCCUCCUCCUCCUCUCCUCUCACCUCCUCCCACAACUACACCUACGCCUCCACUCCACACCCAACCUCUAUACACCAACGCAUCAUGCCCGUCUCCUCCCCCUACCCCAGACACAUCUCUCCUCCACCCUCCUACGCCCACUCUCCCUCGUCCUACCCCUUCCCGUCCUGCCUCUCCCCUGCCGCCUCGCAGCAGCAGCAGCAGCAGCAGCAGCAGCAGGCCCAACCCUCACCCGCAGACUUUUCCUUCGACCCUCUCGCAGGUGCAGACCCCACCUCCACGCCCCUCUACGACACCGACCUCUUCGACCCGGCAUCCACCACAGACUCCGCGCCCUGGUCCGCUAAGCAGUACCAGGCCCUCGACUACGCCGAGCGUCUCAAGUCUGCGCUCAUCUCCCCUAAUCGCGCCCUCGACGGCGGCGGCGGUGGGUACAUGCACUCUCCGCGCGUGAAGCAGGAGCAGGUCCGCGCCCACGCUCAGGUGUACAGCCCGCUCAAUCUCCCCAGCGAUUUCUCCUACUUCGACGCCCCCGUCGGCAUCCCCGUCUCCGUCCACGCGCACGACCCCGGCAUGCCAUACAGCCCCUCUGCGGACCUCGCCGCCAUCGCGGCGGCCAACUCGGCGCAGAUGUACUACGCGCAGGACAUGGACGUCGACAUGGACGCCGUCGGCGUCGUGGGUGUCGGGCUCCCCUAUGGUCUCAGCCCGCCCGUGUCGGUGCCGUACCAGCAGCAGCAGCAACAGCAGCAGCACGAGCCGUCGUCGCCCAUCGAGCUGCAGUACCCCUCUGAGCUGCAGUACCCCUCUGGCAUGCAAGCGCACUCUCCUGGCGCGUACUCGUCGUCGGCGUCCGCGUCGGCGUCGCCCCCGCAGUUCCAGGAUCAGGGGCAGGGCGGGUGCGACCCGCGCUUCGUGAGCAGUUUCCCCGGCGGGGGCACGAUGGAUGUCGCCAUGGGCGUGGACACGCGCGGGGUGUUUGGGAGCACGAGUCCGCCUGCGCUGACGCACGGCGGGUCGGGCUCGGAGUUUGAGGACGAGGAGAGCCGGAGUCGGGAUGGGUUCGGGGGGUACGGCGCACGUGUAGGGUACGAGUACCCGGCGGGGCUGAGGGCCGGACCAGAGGGCGAGGGAGACGAGUUUGACCGCGACGCGAGCGGGGAGAGCGAGGUGGAUGAGCGGGACGAGGAUGAUGACGAGGAUGAUGAUGAGGAACAGGAGGUGGAAGACGACGACGACGACGGCGAGUUCGUCUUGGGCGGGUCGCGCGCCCGCUCGCGCUCGACCGCGCACUCCCGCGGGCGCGUGACGCGCUCUUCCCUCCGUGCAGCAGCCACGCGCGGGAGCGCCUCGCCAACUACGAGCCCAACAAUGUCGGCGCUCUACGCGCCCACGCGCGCGUCUGGCUCGCGCUCGCGCUCGCCCGCGCCGCGCGCCCCGCGGCAGCGCGCGCCUGUGCCGGUGCCGAACCUGACGAAGAAGAGCCGCGGGCGGCGGGUGCCAACUGCGCCAGUGAUGGUGGUGCAGGGCGGGGUGGAGAAGAACACGCGGGCGUACGCGUGCGCGGUGCGCGGGUGCGGCAAGUGCUUUGCGCGCGGGGAGCACCUGAAGCGGCACGUGAGGAGCAUCCAUACGAACGAGAAACGUGACGCACAAGUGUCCGGUGCCUGGCUGUGGGAAGGAUUUCAGCAGGCACGAUAAUUUGGGGCAGCACAUGCGGGUGCACAAGGACUACUGCGAGACGUACUGAGCGUCUUCGCCCUUUGCCCGCCGCCUCUCCAAAAAUGCGACGUGCGACGCAGGCGAGGCCGAGGACGUGGCCCGGCUGAGACCGAGACCGACCGGCGGACGGGGGUGCAUUUUUGACGUUUGACGUUUGGGUGUCGAGUGAGUCGAGGCUGAGUCCCGGGCGUGCGCUGGAUCCGGGCGUGCACCGCCUCGCGUUCGUCUGCGGGCUGUGUCUUGGUCCGUGCGUGCGUCCGUGCGUUCGCUCCAUGUCGGCGCACCCCUAGCUCUCGAGCUCGCCUGUGCCAUCGGUCGUCGGCCCCUCUGUUUGCUGCCCGUGCGCCUCCAUUCUCGGUUUAAUUUUUCGUGGUACUGUCUACCCCGCCGCUCCUCGUUGCUCGUUCCCCGCCCGCCUGCCUGCCUGCCUGCCUGCCUGCCGUUCCUCCUCCUCGUCACCCGUGUCCCCUUUUUUGUGUCUUGUUUACCACGUCUGUUUUUUUUUACCUUGUAUUUCUCCCGUCUCGCGUGAUCCGUUCAUCCCUCGUUAUUUCACUGUUUCAUUGAUUCAUUGUUUCUGUUACUGCUACCCUUACUGUACUCUACCCUAUCCCUAUCCACCCUGUACCUCCCACCGCGUUCUGUGCACAAUUCCCAAACCGACCUCGAUCCCGACUCGAAUCAUGAUUCAGACCCCGGUCUCGAUUCCGAUCCCAAUCCACAUGCCUUUUUUUGUUCGACGCUCCCCUCGUCGACGCCUCGCUCCAUUUUCCCCGCUCCAUUUUCCUUGCUCCAUUUUCCUCUCACUCGCUCGGCGCAGAUUGUUCCCCGCGGCGCGGUUUACGGUUUCUUUCAUGGUGCCCUGUCCACCUCCACCGCCUCACCUCUCAAUAUGGUGCCAACGGGCUAGCGGAUCGCUCUCACGCCUUGACGAGAGGGCCGCCCGCGUCCUGCCUACGACCGACGCACCAACGACCUCCCUGUGCGCGUCCGAGCCGCUCUGCCGUCGGUCCUCGUCCGCCGCCCGUCUCCCGUUGCCGUAAGUCGCAGGUUACAAGCCACACGUCGCUUGUGCAAGCGGCCCGCCGUCGAGCAUCUGUGCGCUGUGCGCUGUGGUCGCGCUCGGGCCAGCCAGCCAGCCUCCCGCCAUCGAG
Messenger RNA from Heterobasidion irregulare TC 32-1, 3188 nucleotides. RefSeq lists its product as uncharacterized. The record is from RefSeq and is a predicted model, not a curated record. The transcript is spliced from 2 exons. NCBI's taxonomy places the organism in Eukaryota, Fungi, Basidiomycota, Agaricomycetes, Russulales, Bondarzewiaceae. Bases 1 to 2013 code for a protein of 670 amino acids.